CAGGAGAUGUGCCUGUCCUUAGCGGCACAGAAAGCAGCAUGCACCCCGAUGCCACCGACAGCAGCGGCGCCGGCCUCAGCCCCGCGCCUGCCGCAGACGCCCGCGGCCACCCUGCCUCUGGCGCCCCGGGGGCCCCGUGCGUGCGGCGGCCGGAGCUCCGGGAGGACGCGGCGCCCCCGGGGACCCCCACCGGCGGGAGCUGGCGGGUGGCCGUGGCCCUGGCCGCCCUCGCCGCCGUGUCCCUCUCCUGUCUGGGGCCUGGCUGCUGGCAGGCGGCAAGAGGCGCGGGGCCGUGCACCGUCCUGCUCCGGCUCAGCCUGUACCUGGGCUGCGCCGCGGCCGCCUUCCUGCUGGGGAUCCUCUUCGCCCUGGUCUUCCGGAGCCGGCAAGCCCCGCCGCCCGACUUCGCCGCCGCCCGGGCACGGAUGGCCGCGGCCGCCCGCCGCCUGCCUGGGAGUCCUAUGAAUGGAAAUUCACAUGAAUCAGUUCAGUCUAGAAGAGUAGUGAUUUCUCAUAAUAUGGACAAAGCUCUGAAAGAAGUGUUUGACUACAGUUACCGAGAUUACGUUCUGUCCUGGUAUGGAAACCUCAGCAGAGAUGAGGGACAGCUUUAUCAUCUGCUCUUGGAAGACUUUUGGGAAAUUGCCAGACAGCUGCGCCACAGACUGAGCCACGUGGAUGUGGUUAAAGUCGUCUGCAAUGAUGUUGUAAAAGCUUUGCUCGCUCACUUCUGCGACCUGAAGGCUGCGAACGCCAGACAUGAAGAACAGCUGAGGCCUUUUGUGUUACAUGCAUGCUUGAGGAGCUCAGAUGAUGAAGUAAGAUUCCUACAAACAUGUGCUCGGGUUCUGGUGUUUUGUCUUCUCCCCUCAAAGGAUGUCCAGUCUCUCAGCUUACGUAUAAUGCUUGCAGAAAUUCUCACGACCAAAGUCUUGAAGCCAGUAGUGGACUUACUCAGUAACCCAGAUUACAUCAACCAGAUGCUGCUUGCUCAGCUUGAGCACCGAGAACAGAUGAAUGAGCAUCACAAGCGAGCCUACACCUAUGCUCCUUCUUAUGAAGAGUUCAUCAAGCUUAUUAACAGCAACUCUGACAUUGAGUUCUUGAAGCAACUAAGGUAUCAAAUUGUAGUGGAAAUAAUCCAAGCAACUACAAUUAGCAGCUUUCCCCAGCUGAAGCGGCACAAGGGUAAAGAAACUGCUGCAAUGAAAGCUGAUCUUCUGAGGGCCCGAAAUAUGAAAAGGUACAUUAACCAACUGACUGUAGCAAAGAAGCAGUGUGAGAAGAGGAUCCGAGUCCUGGGCGGUCCCGCCUACGACCAGCCGGAGGAUGCGGCCUUGGAUGAGGUGGAAGGUCCUCAAAGCCAGAAGAUUCUUCAAUUUGAAGAUAUCUUGGCCAAUACUUUUUACCGAGAACACUUUCGAAUGUACAUGGAGAGGAUGGACAAGAGAGCUCUGAUUAGUUUUUGGGAGUCUGUGGAAUAUCUGAAGAAUGCUAACAAGAAUGAAAUCCCGCAAUUAGUUGGCGAAAUUUACCAGAAUUUCUUUGUGGAGAGCAAAGAAAUAUCUGUGGAAAAAUCACUUUACAAAGAAAUCCAGCAGUGUCUGGUAGGAAAUAAAGGCAUCAAAGUGUUCUGCAAAAUCCAGGGAGAUGUUUAUGAGACCCUGAAGGACAGAUAUUAUCCUUCAUUUAUCGUCAGUGACCUGUAUGAGAAACUGAUGAUAAAAGAGGAAGAAAAACAUGCCUCACAGUUGAUUUCCAACAAGGAUGAAAUGGGCCGGGGAAGUGAGGCUGGUGAGGAAGCUGUGGAUGAAGGCGCCAGUCGGAUUAACGAACAAGCCAGUUUUGCUGUGAACAAACUACGAGAACUAAAUGAGAAACUUGAAUAUAAAAGGCAAGCUCUAAAUUCUAUUCAAAAUGCACCAAAACCUGACAAGAAGAUUAUUUCCAAGUUGAGGGAGGAAAUAAUUCUAAUAGAGAAAGAUCGCACAGACCUUCAACUGCACAUGGCAAGAACGGACUGGUGGUGUGAGAACCUUGGAAUGUGGAAAGCUUCCAUCACCAGUGGAGAGGUUACUGAAGAGAAUGGUGAGCAAAUGCCCUGUUACUUUGUCUUGGUGAGUUUGCAAGAAGUUGGAGGAGUUGAAACUAAAAACUGGACAGUCCCCAGAAGACUCAGUGAGUUUCAGAAUUUGCACCGGAAACUUAGUGAGUGUUUCCCCUCCUUAAAAAAAGUCCAGUUGCCUUCUCUUAGCAAGCUGCCUUUCAAAUCUAUAGAUCACAAGUUUAUGGAAAAGUCAAAGAACCAAUUAAAUAAGUUUUUACAGAAUCUGCUUUCAGAUGAAAGACUGUGUCAGAGUGAAGCACUUUAUGCCUUUUUGAGCCCUUCUCCUGACUACCUCAAGGUUAUUGAUGUGCAGGGGAAAAAACCCACUUUUUCAUUGUCCUCAUUUUUGGAAAGACUUCCUCGAGACUUCUUCUCCCAUCAGGAGGAGGAGACGGAGGAAGACAGUGACCUGUCAGAUUCUGGUGAUGAUGUGGACGGCAGGAAAGACGCCUUGGCUGAACCAUGUUUCAUGUUGAUCGGGGAGAUUUUUGAGCUUCGAGGAAUGUUUAAAUGGGUGAGAAGAACAUUAAUUGCUCUUGUUCAGGUCACUUUUGGGAGAACCAUCAACAAGCAAAUCCGGGAUACAGUGAACUGGAUUUUCAGUGAGCAAAUGUUGGUUUACUACAUCAGUGUUUUCCGGGAUGCUUUUUGGCCAAAUGGGAAAUUGGCCCCACCUACCAAAAUCAGAAGCAAAGAGCAAAGUCAGCAAACAAAACAGAGAGCGCAGCAGAAGCUGCUUGAGAACAUUCCAGAUAUGCUUCAGAGCCUCGUUGGACAGCAAAAUGCCCGUCAUGGUAUAAUAAAAAUAUUCAGCGCCCUGCAAGAAACAAGAGCCAAUAAGCAUCUGUUAUAUGUGCUGAUGGAACUGCUGCUAAUUGAAUUGUGUCCUGAGCUGAAAACUCAUUUAGAUCAACUUAAAGCUGGUCAAGUUUGAGACUGCACAAAUAAACCACCAGAGAAAUGUCUGUGUAAUAAUAGACAUGAAACAUUUUCCUCUUUUCCACAGAGGGCUUGACUCGGAACCACACUGAUUCCUUAUUUAGUUACCUCCCUCUAGUUCUCUGUGAAGUAAGCGGACUCGGGCAGGGUGGGGGAGGUACCCGAUGCUAUAGCAGGCAGCAGAAAAAAAGCACUUGUUAAUUAUUCAUUUUUAUUUUAAUAAUAAUAGAAAAACUUUGAAAGUUCACACAAUGAUUAAGAUGCAAUGUUAAUAUGUCAUAAGAACCUAGGAAAUAUUUUAAAUAUUUAUGAAAACAGUUUUGUUUUAAAAUGACAAACUAGGAAUAUUGUACAGUUAACUCCCUCAGCGAGGAUUCUGAACAUUCCUGUAUUAUUUCAUGUGUAUUGAAGAACAUUGUGUGCGAUGCUUUGUGUAAAAUUCUUGUGGAAAUUUUAUUGUCUUUAUUUU
This is a messenger RNA of Manis javanica (Malayan pangolin), 3515 nucleotides long. It is a transcript of the gene SNX25, whose product is annotated as sorting nexin 25. Gene Ontology annotation, cellular component: endosome. Lineage: Eukaryota; Metazoa; Chordata; Mammalia; Pholidota; Manidae. Gene Ontology annotation, molecular function: phosphatidylinositol binding. The record is from RefSeq and is a predicted model, not a curated record.